This is a messenger RNA of Caenorhabditis sp. 36 PRJEB53466, 2082 nucleotides long. The record is from the annotation of a GenBank genome assembly. Lineage: Eukaryota; Metazoa; Nematoda; Chromadorea; Rhabditida; Rhabditidae.
AUGCAAAAGUGGUCAGUCGGUGUGAGACCCACGAAAGAGCGGGAAUACGAGACGAAGACUGUCGAAGAGGUGUAUAAUACGGUCGAAGAGGCGGAUCACAAAGAGUAUGAGGACCCCGACUACUUUUACGAUGAACUCGGAAGGUCCAGAAGGAAUGAGAAGAGAGUGGUGAGUUGGUUGGUCUGGAAUCAGAGGGAGUUCCAGACAAUAUAUCUGAGCUGUUAGUGGAGACAUCAGAAGGUUGUCAAGUCACAGCUUUUUGGUAUCUUUACAUCCAACUGAGAUACAUUGUCUUGAAAGUAUUUGGGUAGCUAACUACUUCAAGAUGAGAGUUUCACCUUCUGCUCGCAUUUCGAUUCCUUCCAAACCCCCCAAUCCAUUCCGUUUUCAGGUGAAAAAAGUACCAAUGAUGGUGACGCCGCCGCCGAUUCCACCGCCGAUGACGCCCACUCACAUUGCCAUUCAUAACCCCAAAAAUGUGAGUGUGAGUUGCUUUCGCCCCCAUUUUCAAGGCCUAUUGCCCCCUCUGUCUCAUCGCGAAACGAUGCACUUCAGCAAUCCUUAUCACCAUUCUAUCACCCACCAAUCAAUCAAAGCCAUCAUUAGAUUUUGAUUCGAACCGAAAAAAAAAACGAAAUGAGGAGAUGCAUAUUCUGACCGCCCCAUCGCCUGUAAUUUGCGCGUUUUUCAUCAUCACAAGUAUUGUCGGCCGGAAAAAUGCUUAGAAAGUGAGAAAGGGAGGGGAAUUGAUGUCAAGAGGCGAGAAAGAGGGAAACUAAUUGGAAAAGCGAGCGGAGAAAGAGUCAUUUGGAAGAAUGGGCGAAGAGCCGAUGCAAGUGUUCACACUCAAAUCCACGCCUUUCAUGGGCGACAGCUAUUCCAGUUAUUAUCCUAGAAGCGAGGAAAAGGUUUGAGUUUACCUCUUAAAAAGAGUUUCGAAAUGAUAAUCUUUUUCAAUCAUUCUUUUAGAGCACUUCAAAGCGAUGGAAGAUCGCGUGUGUAUCUGCUACAGUAACCCUUCUGGCAGUCUUCAUUCUGGCCACAAUACUCUCCUUCUUCUUCUUUCUCUCCUCGUCCAGCACUUUUCAGAAAGAAUCUUACGGACUCGUAAGUCUUCAGACACAUUUUCACAACCGAAUAGCCCUUUUCCAGCCGCGUCCCUCAACGGAAUCCAACUUGCUCGCCAAAAGAUCCGACAUGGAAAUCACUCCGAACCAUCUGUUGACCCUUCUGAUAACGAAACGGAAGAUAUGUAUUCUGGAAGCUGCUAGCGGAGACGAAGCGAAGAGUCGGGAUGCAUUCUCGGUCGAUCACAUCGAGUCGUCCCGUCUCAUUUUUCACUCGAACCUCAGUCACGCCGGAGUUCCAGUGCAUCCGCUGCAGUUCCAGAGAUUCGCAAGAGCUCAGGGCAUCGAUAACGAUUGCCAUGUCAUCGUUUACGACAGAGGACAAAUGAUCUGGAGUGCGUACACUGUGUGGAUCUUCAAAUUGUUCGGACAUCAGAAGGUGUCCCUUCUGGCCGGAGGGUAUUUGGGGUGGAAGACGCAUCAGGCGAGGAGCGGGCAGUACAAAACGGAGCAGGGCGAUUCUCCGGGGAGGCCGAGGCAGGGAGACUUCUUGGCUUCGUGGAACGACUCUGUCAUCAUUACUUAUGACGACGUGCUUCUGAACACCGAGAUUGAUAGCUUCGAUGUGGUGGAUGCGCAGACGAAGGACGAGUUCCUGGGGACUGCUCAAGGAGCCCUUUACGGGCAUAUCAAGGGGGCCAGGAACAUUCCUGUGGACGCCGUUUACGACUGGGCAGUCGGUCAGUGGAAGGCCGCGGAUCACUUGAGAGGUCUCUUCAACAACAACGCAUUGUCACUUCGGAAACCUGUGGUGAGAAGAUCAAUGGGAAGUGUUCAGUCCACUUUCUUCCCUCUUCAGAUAAUCUACUGCUCCACAUCGCUGCGAUCUUCAAUGGUUUGGUGGGCGCUCACGAGAUCCGGCUACAACGGAAAGAUCUACUUUGGCGGAUGGCCCGAAUGGGUCGUUCGGGCUCCCGACGGACUCAAAGUGAUCGGAUCGACGCCCGCGGAAUGA